Molecule: messenger RNA, 2295 nt
Organism: Neoarthrinium moseri
Lineage: Eukaryota; Fungi; Ascomycota; Sordariomycetes; Amphisphaeriales; Apiosporaceae
Exons: 5
Coding region: 1-2295 (764 amino acids)
Biological process (GO): sphingosine biosynthetic process; long-chain fatty acid biosynthetic process; ceramide catabolic process
Cellular component (GO): extracellular region
Molecular function (GO): N-acylsphingosine amidohydrolase activity
Source: RefSeq, a predicted model, not a curated record
AUGGCCCAACGAUACUCUCAGCAGAGCGGCCCCUCAGCCCCGAGGAGGACCCUCUUUGCCCUGAUAUCGACGAUAUCCUUGUUCGUGCUCGCUGUAUUCGUCGCAUCUAACUUGAAUGGAUCACCGAAGAUCAACAGCUUCAGGACCCAUGCCGCAGAUUCUGGGGCUGCGCGUCAAAAUGACAUGCCCCCGCCAGCAAAGACUCGGGCGACCGCGACUGGAGACAAGUAUCUUCUCGGUGUUGGAAAGGCUGAUAUCACUGGUCCCGUGGUGGAAAUCAACUUUGCCGGAUAUGCCGCCGCCAGUCAAACAGGCACUGGGUUGCGCCAGCGCAUAUACUCUCGAGCGUUCAUCGUCGGCGACGUCAACAACCCCAACGAUCGGUUCGUGUACGUGAUUCUUGACACGCAGUCUGGAGACACUGCCGUUAGAUAUGGGGUCUUAGAGGGGAUCGCGGCCCUAGGUUCCGAGUACUCGGUGUAUGGCCAGUCGAACUUGGCACUCACUGGGACGCAUUCCCAUUCUGGUCCUGGAGCUUGGUUCAACUAUUUGCUGCCUCAGGUCACCAGCUUGGGUUUUGACGAGCAGAGCUACAAGGCCAUAGUGGACGGCACAGUGCUAUCCAUCAAGCGGGCGCACGAGUCCCUACAAGAGGGCUAUCUUGAUUUUGAUACCGUUGAUAUCGAUGAGGCAAAUCUGAGCCGUAGUCUGUAUGCGUACAUGGCCAACCCCGAGUCAGAGCGAGCGCAAUACUCCGACAGUGUGGAUAAGACGAUGACGGUCCUGAAAUUCCAACGCGCCUCUGAUAGCAAGAACAUUGGUAUCCUUACUUGGUUCCCAGUUCACGGCACGUCCAUGUUGGAGAACAACACGCACGUAUCCGGGGACAAUAAGGGCGUUGCAGCACUCAUGUUCGAGAAAGCCAUUGACGGCGACGAUAGUGCUGCAGAUGGCUUCGUUGCAGGUUUCUCCCAGGCGAACGUUGGAGACACCACCCCAAAUGUCCUCGGAGCUUGGUGCGAUGAUGGCUCCGGCCAAAUGUGCAGCUUUGAAAACAGCACCUGUGCCGACGGCAAGUCUCAGUCGUGCCAUGGUCGAGGCCCCCUUUUCGAAAAACUUGACCUUGGUGUUUCGAGCUGUUACGAGAUUGGUCGGCGGCAGUACGCUGGAGCAAAGUCGGUUUAUGAUUCGCUCGGCUCAUCUGGAACACCCGUUGUCGGGACCUCUGUGAAGUCCUUCCACUUUUACAACGAUAUGUCGUAUUAUCAAUUUCCUCUCGACAAUGGUACCAUCGUUCAGAGCUGCCCUGCCGCUCUAGGUUACUCCUUCGCUGCCGGGACGACAGAUGGCCCCGGUGCGUUCGACUUCACCCAAGGAGACUCGGGCAGUCCCGAUGCGAACCCUAUCUGGUCUAUUAUCAAGGGUCUACUGAAGGAGCCUACGCCACAGCAAAAGGCGUGUCAGGCACCCAAGCCAGUCCUACUUGAUGUCGGCGAGCUGGACACACCUUACGCAUGGAGCCCCAACAUUGUGGAUAUUCAGUUGUUGCGAGUCGGCCAGUUCGUCAUCAUUAUCAGCCCAAGCGAAGCGAGCACCAUGGCGGGUCGCCGCUGGCGAGAUGCCGUGAAGGAGGCGGCGUCCGAGUUCAUAACCGACACGGAACCUAUUGUCGUCCUUGGCGGCCCCGCGAACACCUAUGCGCACUAUGUGACCACAACUGAGGAGUACGGGAUCCAGCGGUACGAAGGCGCCUCGACCCUGUACGGCCCGUUCGAACUGAACGCAUAUAUCAACCUCACAGUCAGCAACAUCCAGUACAUUGCCCCUACGGCGACUGGGUCUCCUCCACCAGGCCCGUCUCCCCCAGACAAUCGCGAAAACUCACUGAGCUUUAUCACGCCAGUCGUGACCGACAACGCCCCCUUGGGCCAGAGUUUCGGCCAAGUCACGGUGCAGCCGAACGCCAGCUACGCCCGCGGCGCCGUCGUCAACACAACCUUCGUGGGCGCGAACCCGCGCAAUAACCUGCGGCUGGAGGGCACCUUCGCGGCCGUCGAGAAGCAGAACGGCCUGUCGUGGACCCGGGUCCGGGACGACACCGACUGGUCGCUCGUCUACACCUGGACCCGGACCAACUUCCUCCUGGGCUACAGCGAGGUCGUCAUCAGCUGGGAGACCGAGGCGGACGCCGCGCCCGGCACGUAUCGGGUCAAGUACUACGGCGAUAGCAAGGCCUUGCUGGGCGGGCGUAUCACGGCUUUCGAGGGGACGAGUAACACCUUUACUUUGAGCUAG